Messenger RNA from Rubroshorea leprosula, 1735 nucleotides. The record is from the annotation of a GenBank genome assembly. NCBI's taxonomy places the organism in Eukaryota, Viridiplantae, Streptophyta, Magnoliopsida, Malvales, Dipterocarpaceae.
AUUUAGCUGAUUAUUAUUUUAACAUCAAAACCAAAUUUCUUGCAAUUGAAGGUACCCACUACUUGUUUCUUCUUCAUCAAUCAAACCCCACUUCUCCUUUUCAUUUCUCUUCCGUUUCCCCCCCAAACCCAGACUCGGAAUCGAGUCUCUGCUGCUGGGGAAUUAGUGAUGGGAUGUGAGAGCAAUUCGGGGAUCGUCAAAACAGGGACCACGGCGGCCACGGCGCUGGCUCCGGGGUUUCGAUUUCACCCGACGGACGAGGAGCUUGUCAGCUACUACCUGAAGAGGAAGAUUUUGGAUAAACCCGUGAGGUUUAAUGCCAUUGGUGAUGUCGAUAUCUACGGGCACGAGCCUUGGAACCUCUCAGAGUUUUCAAGAUUGAAAACUCGAGACCAAGAGUGGUAUUUCUUUUGUAUGUUGGAUAAGAAGUAUGUGAAUGGAGCAAGAAUGAAUAGAGCCACAGGCAACGGAUACUGGAAGGCCACAGGGAAGGACAGGGAAGUCCGUCGUGACUCACAGCUUCUUGGGAUGAAGAAGACGCUUGUGUUUCAUAGUGGUAGAGCUCCAGAUGGGUUGAGGACCAAUUGGGUCAUGCAUGAGUACAGGCUGGUUGAGGAAGAAUUGGAUAAAAUUGGGGCUUUGCAGGUGGAGAAGUCCUAUGUGUUGUGUAGGGUGUUUCAUAAGAAUAAUAUAGGACCGCCAACUGCAAACCGAUAUGCACCUUUUAUGGAGGAGGAAUGGGAUGAUGAUGCUUCAGCAGCUUUGAUUCCGGGAGUAGAUGGUGGUGAUGAUGCUGCAGCUGGCAAUGAUGGGUUGGUUGUUAAUAAUGCAAUGGAAAGCAAUGGUAUCGAAAGGAAUGGUGUAGUUGAGCAGGACAUUCAAAUUGUGGAAAAGACUCGAUCAUUGCAGGAUAUUAACUCUGUUGACAAUGAUCCUCCAAAUAUUGAUGAAAGAUCAGAUGAUUGUCCAAGGGAGUCAAGGACCAUGUUACCCGCAUGCAAGAUUGAAAGAUCAAAUGAUUGUCCUCAACCUCCAUUGUGUGUGCUGAACAAAGAAGCACCGUUACCUCUUCUCCAAUAUAAAAGAAGGCGGCAUAAUGACUCAGGUGCCAACCGUGCAAAUGGCUUUGAGCAUUCAACUAGGACAACUCAGGACCACUGCUCAUCGACAAUGACAGCAGCAGCAACAGAGACAUCAUCAGCAACAACAGUUGCAAUCUCUGCAUUGCUGGAAUUCUCCCUAAUGGAAUCCAUUGAACCCAAGCAGAAUCUUCAUUUUCCUCCACCCACCUAUGAUGCUGCUAAUCUUGGUUCACCAGUGCCUCCCAGCUGUAUGAACCUCAUCAACCAGCUGCAGAAUGAGAUCCACAAGAUCUCUGUUGAGAGGGAGACAAUGAAGCUUGAGAUGUUGAGCGCUCAAGCCAUGAUUAACAUCCUCCAAUCAAGAAUCGAAUUCUUUAGCAGGGAAAAUGAAGAGUUGAAGAGGAACAUCCAAAAGCAAAACCUAUAACAAGGAUAGCAGUAGGUAGUCCUGUUGUGGUUUACAUUUGCGGCCUGUAGGAUUAGGAUAUCGUGUCUGUUUAUGAAACAAUGUUUGUUUCUGUAGGAUUAAGUUUUUGCUGAUUAUUGCCUGUGUUGUUGUAGGAAAUAUCAAACUGGCAACUGUUAUUGUCCCCUGUAUUCCUUUAUAUAUCAUGUUAUGGGAAGGGGUUGUUCCGGACCUUCCGGUGCUCUUU